Molecule: messenger RNA, 5685 nt
Organism: Closterium sp. Naga37s-1
Lineage: Eukaryota; Viridiplantae; Streptophyta; Zygnematophyceae; Desmidiales; Closteriaceae
Source: the annotation of a GenBank genome assembly
AUGCGGCUUUUCCAACGUCUUAACGUUCUCGGCUCUCCCCCCACAUUCCCUCCCCCUCACCUCCCCCUCACCUCCCCCUCACCUCCCCCUCACCUCGCUCCUCCCAAUUCCCUCCCCUUCACCCCUCCCCCUCUCUCUGUUCCCUCCCCCUCACCUUCCCCUCCAUCUCGCCCCCCCCGACCUCCGCACCCCAGCCCCCCAGGGUACUAUUUCCGGCCGGGCACGGGGGGCGGCAAGAGCAUGUGGCACAUCUACCUGCCGCACGGGGGGUGGUGCCGCAAUGCCAACGAGUGUGUCGGCAGGAGCAGGACGGCGCUCGGCAGCAGCACGUUUUACCCCGCCGAUCCCACCAACGCGGUAUGCUGCGCUCUCCCUUACAGCCCCCUGUUCUCUCCAAAGCCCCCUUCUGUACUCCCACCUACCCUUCCCGAGAUGGCGCAAAGCAGCAGCACCUUCUUUCCUCCUCCCUCCUCCUCCAAGGGCGUACCCCCAAGAACGCGGUAUGCUGCGCUCUCCCUUACAGCCCCCUGUUCUCUCCAAAGCCCCCUUCUGUACUCCCACCUACCCUUCCCGAGAUGGCGCAAAGCAGCAGCACCUUCUUUCCUCCUCCCUCCUCCUCCAAGGGCGUACCCCCAAGAACGCGGUAUGCUGCGCUCUCCCUUACAGCCCCCUGUUCUCUCCAAAGCCCCCUUCUGUACUCCCACCUACCCUUCCCGAGAUGGCGCAAAGCAGCAGCACCUUCUUUCCUCCUCCCUCCUCCUCCAAGGGCGUACCCCCAAGAACGCGGUAUGCUGCGCUCUCCCUUACAGCCCCCUGUUCUCUCCAAAGCCCCCUUCUGUACUCCCACCUACCCUUCCCGAGAUGGCGCAAAGCAGCAGCACCUUCUUUCCUCCUCCCUCCUCCUCCAAGGGCGUACCCCCAAGAACGCGGUAUGCUGCGCUCUCCCUUACAGCCCCCUGUUCUCUCCAAAGCCCCCUUCUGUACUCCCACCUACCCUUCCCGAGAUGGCGCAAAGCAGCAGCACCUUCUUUCCUCCUCCCUCCUCCUCCAAGGGCGUACCCCCAAGAACGCGGUAUGCUGCGCUCUCCCUUACAGCCCCCUGUUCUCUCCAAAGCCCCCUUCUGUACUCCCACCUACCCUUCCCGAGAUGGCGCAAAGCAGCAGCACCUUCUUUCCUCCUCCCUCCUCCUCCAAGGGCGUACCCCCAAGAACGCGGUAUGCUGCGCUCUCCCUUACAGCCCCCUGUUCUCUCCAAAGCCCCCUUCUGUACUCCCACCUACCCUUCCCGAGAUGGCGCAAAGCAGCAGCACCUUCUUUCCUCCUCCCUCCUCCUCCAAGGGCGUACCCCCAAGAACGCGGUAUGCUGCGCUCUCCCUUACAGCCCCCUGUUCUCUCCAAAGCCCCCUUCUGUACUCCCACCUACCCUUCCCGAGAUGGCGCAAAGCAGCAGCACCUUCUUUCCUCCUCCCUCCUCCUCCAAGGGCGUACCCCCAAGAACGCGGUAUGCUGCGCUCUCCCUUACAGCCCCCUGUUCUCUCCAAAGCCCCCUUCUGUACUCCCACCUACCCUUCCCGAGAUGGCGCAAAGCAGCAGCACCUUCUUUCCUCCUCCCUCCUCCUCCAAGGGCGUACCCCCAAGAACGCGGUAUGCUGCGCUCUCCCUUACAGCCCCCUGUUCUCUCCAAAGCCCCCUUCUGUACUCCCACCUACCCUUCCCGAGAUGGCGCAAAGCAGCAGCACCUUCUUUCCUCCUCCCUCCUCCUCCAAGGGCGUACCCCCAAGAACGCGGUAUGCUGCGCUCUCCCUUACAGCCCCCUGUUCUCUCCAAAGCCCCCUUCUGUACUCCCACCUACCCUUCCCGAGAUGGCGCAAAGCAGCAGCACCUUCUUUCCUCCUCCCUCCUCCUCCAAGGGCGUACCCCCAAGAACGCGGUAUGCUGCGCUCUCCCUUACAGCCCCCUGUUCUCUCCAAAGCCCCCUUCUGUACUCCCACCUACCCUUCCCGAGAUGGCGCAAAGCAGCAGCACCUUCUUUCCUCCUCCCUCCUCCUCCAAGGGCGUACCCCCAAGAACGCGGUAUGCUGCGCUCUCCCUUACAGCCCCCUGUUCUCUCCAAAGCCCCCUUCUGUACUCCCACCUACCCUUCCCGAGAUGGCGCAAAGCAGCAGCACCUUCUUUCCUCCUCCCUCCUCCUCCAAGGGCGUACCCCCAAGAACGCGGUAUGCUGCGCUCUCCCUUACAGCCCCCUGUUCUCUCCAAAGCCCCCUUCUGUACUCCCACCUACCCUUCCCGAGAUGGCGCAAAGCAGCAGCACCUUCUUUCCUCCUCCCUCCUCCUCCAAGGGCGUACCCCCAAGAACGCGGUAUGCUGCGCUCUCCCUUACAGCCCCCUGUUCUCUCCAAAGCCCCCUUCUGUACUCCCACCUACCCUUCCCGAGAUGGCGCAAAGCAGCAGCACCUUCUUUCCUCCUCCCUCCUCCUCCAAGGGCGUACCCCCAAGAACGCGGUAUGCUGCGCUCUCCCUUACAGCCCCCUGUUCUCUCCAAAGCCCCCUUCUGUACUCCCACCUACCCUUCCCGAGAUGGCGCAAAGCAGCAGCACCUUCUUUCCUCCUCCCUCCUCCUCCAAGGGCGUACCCCCAAGAACGCGGUAUGCUGCGCUCUCCCUUACAGCCCCCUGUUCUCUCCAAAGCCCCCUUCUGUACUCCCACCUACCCUUCCCGAGAUGGCGCAAAGCAGCAGCACCUUCUUUCCUCCUCCCUCCUCCUCCAAGGGCGUACCCCCAAGAACGCGGUAUGCUGCGCUCUCCCUUACAGCCCCCUGUUCUCUCCAAAGCCCCCUUCUGUACUCCCACCUACCCUUCCCGAGAUGGCGCAAAGCAGCAGCACCUUCUUUCCUCCUCCCUCCUCCUCCAAGGGCGUACCCCCAAGAACGCGGUAUGCUGCGCUCUCCCUUACAGCCCCCUGUUCUCUCCAAAGCCCCCUUCUGUACUCCCACCUACCCUUCCCGAGAUGGCGCAAAGCAGCAGCACCUUCUUUCCUCCUCCCUCCUCCUCCAAGGGCGUACCCCCAAGAACGCGGUAUGCUGCGCUCUCCCUUACAGCCCCCUGUUCUCUCCAAAGCCCCCUUCUGUACUCCCACCUACCCUUCCCGAGAUGGCGCAAAGCAGCAGCACCUUCUUUCCUCCUCCCUCCUCCUCCAAGGGCGUACCCCCAAGAACGCGGUAUGCUGCGCUCUCCCUUACAGCCCCCUGUUCUCUCCAAAGCCCCCUUCUGUACUCCCACCUACCCUUCCCGAGAUGGCGCAAAGCAGCAGCACCUUCUUUCCUCCUCCCUCCUCCUCCAAGGGCGUACCCCCAAGAACGCGGUAUGCUGCGCUCUCCCUUACAGCCCCCUGUUCUCUCCAAAGCCCCCUUCUGUACUCCCACCUACCCUUCCCGAGAUGGCGCAAAGCAGCAGCACCUUCUUUCCUCCUCCCUCCUCCUCCAAGGGCGUACCCCCAAGAACGCGGUAUGCUGCGCUCUCCCUUACAGCCCCCUGUUCUCUCCAAAGCCCCCUUCUGUACUCCCACCUACCCUUCCCGAGAUGGCGCAAAGCAGCAGCACCUUCUUUCCUCCUCCCUCCUCCUCCAAGGGCUCCCAAUGCCCAUUGGCUUGACUUGGCCCCAUCGCUUCACCUCAUGACUUUCACUGGUGCCUCGUCUUCUUAUGAUGCUGCUGCUACUAUUGCUUCAGAUAUGGCGCAAAGCAGCAGCACCUUCUUUCCUCCUCCCUCCUCCUCCAAGGGCGUACCCCCAAGAACGCGGUAUGCUGCGCUCUCCCUUACAGCCCCCUGUUCUCUCCAAAGCCCCCUUCUGUACUCCCACCUACCCUUCCCGAGAUGGCGCAAAGCAGCAGCACCUUCUUUCCUCCUCCCUCCUCCUCCAAGGGCGUACCCCCAAGAACGCGGUAUGCUGCGCUCUCCCUUACAGCCCCCUGUUCUCUCCAAAGCCCCCUUCUGUACUCCCACCUACCCUUCCCGAGAUGGCGCAAAGCAGCAGCACCUUCUUUCCUCCUCCCUCCUCCUCCAAGGGCGUACCCCCAAGAACGCGGUAUGCUGCGCUCUCCCUUACAGCCCCCUGUUCUCUCCAAAGCCCCCUUCUGUACUCCCACCUACCCUUCCCGAGAUGGCGCAAAGCAGCAGCACCUUCUUUCCUCCUCCCUCCUCCUCCAAGGGCGUACCCCCAAGAACGCGGUAUGCUGCGCUCUCCCUUACAGCCCCCUGUUCUCUCCAAAGCCCCCUUCUGUACUCCCACCUACCCUUCCCGAGAUGGCGCAAAGCAGCAGCACCUUCUUUCCUCCUCCCUCCUCCUCCAAGGGCGUACCCCCAAGAACGCGGUAUGCUGCGCUCUCCCUUACAGCCCCCUGUUCUCUCCAAAGCCCCCUUCUGUACUCCCACCUACCCUUCCCGAGAUGGCGCAAAGCAGCAGCACCUUCUUUCCUCCUCCCUCCUCCUCCAAGGGCGUACCCCCAAGAACGCGGUAUGCUGCGCUCUCCCUUACAGCCCCCUGUUCUCUCCAAAGCCCCCUUCUGUACUCCCACCUACCCUUCCCGAGAUGGCGCAAAGCAGCAGCACCUUCUUUCCUCCUCCCUCCUCCUCCAAGGGCGUACCCCCAAGAACGCGGUAUGCUGCGCUCUCCCUUACAGCCCCCUGUUCUCUCCAAAGCCCCCUUCUGUACUCCCACCUACCCUUCCCGAGAUGGCGCAAAGCAGCAGCACCUUCUUUCCUCCUCCCUAGCAUAGCAUUGCCCUAUGGCGCAAAGCAGCAGCACCUUCUUUCCUCCUCCCUCCUCCUCCAAGGGCGUACCCCCAAGAACGCGGUAUGCUGCGCUCUCCCUUACAGCCCCCUGUUCUCUCCAAAGCCCCCUUCUGUACUCCCACCUACCCUUCCCGAGAUGGCGCAAAGCAGCAGCACCUUCUUUCCUCCUCCCUCCUCCUCCAAGGGCGUACCCCCAAGAACGCGGUAUGCUGCGCUCUCCCUUACAGCCCCCUGUUCUCUCCAAAGCCCCCUUCUGUACUCCCACCUACCCUUCCCGAGAUGGCGCAAAGCAGCAGCACCUUCUUUCCUCCUCCCUCCUCCUCCAAGGGCGUACCCCCAAGAACGCGGUAUGCUGCGCUCUCCCUUACAGCCCCCUGUUCUAUCCAAAGCCCCCUUCUGUACUCCCACCUACCCUUCCCGAGAUGGCGCAAAGCAGCAGCACCUUCUUUCCUCCUCCCUCCUCCUCCAAGGGCGUACCCCCAAGAACGCGGUAUGCUGCGCUCUCCCUUACAGCCCCCUGUUCUCUCCAAAGCCCCCUUCUGUACUCCCACCUACCCUUCCCGAGAUGGCGCAAAGCAGCAGCACCUUCUUUCCUCCUCCCUCCUCCUCCAAGGGCGUACCCCCAAGAACGCGGUAUGCUGCGCUCUCCCUUACAGCCCCCUGUUCUCUCCAAAGCCCCCUUCUGUACUCCCACCUACCCUUCCCGAGAUGGCGCAAAGCAGCAGCACCUUCUUUCCUCCUCCCUCCUCCUCCAAGGGCGUACCCCCAAGAACGCGGUAUGCUGCGCUCUCCCUUACAGCCCCCUGUUCUCUCCAAAGCCCCCUUCUGUACUCCCACCUACCCUUCCCGAGAUGGCGCAAAGCAGCAGCACCUUCUUUCCUCCUCCCUAGCAUAG